Messenger RNA from Schistosoma curassoni, 5938 nucleotides. NCBI's taxonomy places the organism in Eukaryota, Metazoa, Platyhelminthes, Trematoda, Strigeidida, Schistosomatidae. The record is from the annotation of a GenBank genome assembly.
UUCUUGUUUUCACGCCAGAUGCACUCAUUUUUACCGUCAGAUUGUAUUUCCCACUUUGAAUAACCUUAAAUGUCAUUGGUUCGUUCGCUCUUUUAAUAUGCUAUUUUGUGAUGUUUCUCAAGGAUAUUUUUAUGCAGUAUACAUACUCAUGAGUUGUGGGCUUGCUGUUGUUCGUGAUUCUGGCUGCUUAUGCAAUAUACUUCCUCUCUCUAAACCCGAACUUCUCCCUUUAGUUAGCGGGGCUGGAACGCAUCUGAAGGGUUAGCUUAUCUUGUCAUUUUAUCUCUGAGCCUUCAUUCCGGUCUCUGAUUUAGAUGAUCUCGUAAUCUCUUCAAACAUAGCGAGAUCCCACAUAAACAAAAUUUACUAGGGAUACUAUAAUACAAAGUCGUUACAAAUCUGUUUUCACCAUCACCAACAGUACGUUGAAAAUUAUAGACUGGUCAAGUACUUUGCCGACUAGUACUGAAUUUUAUUGAAUUCAAUGUAUAUAUAAGAAAGUUCAUAGAAUCGUUAUUAUGAUAGAAUGUAAUUGAUUUGUUGUUUACUUAAUUCCAGAUAUGAAGUUGAUAAAAAAGAUUCAAAAUCUUUGAUGAUAAUAAAACAACUAAGAAUGUGAAAUUUAUUAGCUCAGUCUGUUGAGAUCAUGAUCAAAAGAUUUACAUAAAGGAUUUAUGCAUUCAGAAAUACACUAUUAUUAUUAUUAUCAAUCCGGUUUCUUCCUAAUGGUUUCACUUUCCAUAAUCCUUUAUGUGAUUUACCUUCCCAAUUGUAUAUUGCAUCUUGUUACAUAAUUAAACUGUAUUCAGUUGACCCAUCAUCCAUUCUAUGAAAUAUAACGUUAAUUUUUCAAUUCGUAUUAACUUUUCUCACUUAUUCUUCUUAGUUUUCUUCUCUUUUAGUAUAUUUAUAUAUUUUAGAAUAUGACAAAAAGGAUUCUUUCAAUUCUUCUGCAUUUAUUUGGUUUUUUUGCAGUACUCAUUAUCAGGAUCAACAAAAAUUCUAAUGAAAAUGUUUCUAGAAAUAUUUACACUUAUUUAGUUUUAAAUAAUGACUUAUAUUCUUUUUAGAUUGUAAACAACCGAAGUGAAUCUUCACAUUAUAAAUCAAAUUCAUUCUAUUCUGCUAUGAUUGAUUCUUUUUAUUUAUAACUAUUUUCAUUUUACUAAAUAUUAGAAAGUUUUUUUGUUUGUUUUUAUUCUUAACAAAAAUCUUUAUUGUUUAUAUCUUAUUUUUGCUUAUUAUUUAGUAUAAACUUUUAAAUAAACAAAAAAGAAGGCGUACUCAUGAAGAAUGAAUAGAACCUAUUUGAAUUUAUCUACUCAUCCAGUAACUUCAACAGUUGAUAAUACUUCAUUGAAUACAAUGUCAACAACAAAAGUUCGUUUCAGUUCAGAUUUAUGUAAUGGUCAUAUAUCGUCAUCAUCAUCAUCCUUUAAAACAAAUUCAAAUAAUUUAUGCGAUGCACCAUCUUCAUCAUCAUCAACUGGUGAUUAUUCAACAUCAUCUGAAUUCAGUAGUACAUCACAUAUUUUGAAAAACUUUACUAUUGGUGAUCGAGUUUUUUUAAGUAGAACAAAACAACAUGGUACAAUUGCAUAUAUUGGACCAACACAUUUUUCCGCUGAAGAUCUUGUCGGUGUUGUAUUAGAUUCCAACUCUGGGAAACAUGAUGGCAGCAUAAAUGGAAUACGAUAUUUUCAGUGUCCAGCAAGACGUGGGUUAUUUUGUCCGAUCGGUGACUUGUUCCCAGUGGACCAAAAAAACAUUUUUUCGAGAAAUAGAAUUCGACCUAAUACUAAUUGUGAAGUCAACCAGAAGCUCAAGUUUCAUAUCUCUGAUAAACGGGCAUCAUCUAAUUCCUUCUAUAAUCAAUUUGACAGAUAUGACCGUAAACGUCAUUCAUUAAGACUUCCUAAAACAACAGAUAAUGCAUACUUACAAGAAAGUGGAAAAUUUCAGAGAUCCUGGUCUGAAAGGAGUACAUCUACUGGAAAACUAUGGAAAGAUUCUGAAUUUAGUACCUCCAAUCGAAUUGUUGAACCCUAUGACGUACCAAAGGAAAUAAAAGAUCAUCGAUAUAAUACUCUACCAGAAUAUUCAAAUUACUCUUCAAAUAAUACAUCAUUAUCUAGUUUACAUUUUAUUCGAACCGGUAGUCUUUCUAAAAUAAAACAAAAUUAUGAAUUUAAAAAAAGUAAUACUAUAUGUGGUAUUAAUUCAAUUUCUUCUACAUCAAAAUUAUAUGAUCAACGUCACAGAAAUAGUUUAAAUAAUAAUAAUAAUAAAUUAAACUUAUUCAAUUCAAAAUAUUCUUCUAAUAAAUUGUCAACAUAUACAUCCAAUUCAUCUUUAUUCAAUGUACAAUUUAGAAAUUCUUUAAAAUUAAUUAAAUUAAAAACUAAAUUCAAUAAAUAUUCUAUUGAACAAUUAAUAAAUAAUAAUUUUAAUAAUAAAAAUGAUCAUAUACAACAGAAUUAUUUAUUGAAUGAAAAUCAAUUAGUUCUUAUGAAUAAUGUUAUUCAUUGUGCACAAGAAAGAUUAAAUGAUUUACAAAAUCAAGUUUUACAAUAUCAUGAAAUGAAUGUGAAAUUAACAAAACAAUUAACAUUUGUUAAAAUAUGUCAGCAAGAAAUUUUGUGUAAACUUGGUGAAGGACCAAAGAAUGAUGUGUGUGAAUCACAGCAAAUAGAUCAACAACAAAAACAACGAAUUUGUGAAAUUAAACAUAAACUUUUUCUAGAAUAUGAAAAAUUACAAAAUUUGGCAAAGAACUUUUCUGCGCUAAAAAUUACCAAUAUGGAUAUCAUUCCAAAGGUUGUAUAUAAUGGCCAAAAUUAUAAUAAGCAAACUAUUCUAAACAAUUGUUAUAAGGAGGAAAAUAGUGUUGUUAUGGCAACUGUUCAUCCUUUUGAAAAAAGUGAUUACAGUAACAAAAUCACUGCUAAUAAUGAUGUUUAUUGUAAAGAUAUAACAUCCAAUAAUAAUGGUGAUAAUCUUAAAAGUCAACUGGAUAAUACUAGUAAUUUACAGGAAGUUAUGAAACUUAGAAAACAAAUACUUAUCAUUUAUGAAUCUUAUCAAUGUCAUUAUCAAGAUGUAUUGAAAAAAUUAAAAACUCAUCAAUAUGCAUUAAAUGAUCAAAUGUGUGAAAUACGCGAGUGUGAUCUUAACGAAGACUCGCAUUCAUUUUCCCUACCGACCAAAUCAAUUGCUCUAUCCAGCUGUCAUUACAACAUUAACAAUUUGCAUUUAUUUGAUCCAGAGUGUGACGCACAGAAAUCAUUGGACUUUCAUAAAUCAAUUUGUGAGGAACAUAAAAUGCUAUUGAAAGAAGCUAAAAAUAAAAAUUACAAACUUUCGAUGGAACUAAGUGUCGUUAAUGCAGAGAUAACACAUCUGAAUGGUCGACCAGAAAUACAACUACAUAACCACCUAAAGAAGUUAGAAUUAUAUAAAACUACCAAUGAUAAUUUACAUCAAACAAUUCAACAUUUAGAAGAACAAAUUGCUAGAGUUCAUAAAGAAUUAGAAGAUGCUAAAAAUAAACUCAAUAAGGAGGAUGGUAUACAUAUGGCGCUCAUGCGAAUGAAUCUUCGAAUUCAUCAAUUAAAACAAAUGGAAAUCAAAGCCCAUAGUCUCAUAAACGAUCAGUGCAUGAGUAUAAAAACAAAAGAAAAGGAACUAACAGAGACAAUUAAUAAAAUGGAUUUAUUGUCCGAAGUCUGGGCUAAUGAAAGGCAAGUCAAAAUUGAGACAAUUCAAAAAUUACGCGAAAAUCUUAAAUUUCUGUCAAACAAAUCUCCAAAAGUCCAUAUAACGAAUAAAGCAAUUCGAAUACAGUAUACUGACAGCAUAACCAAUAAUGGUGAACAGAAACCAGACACACAAGAACCUCACCUACCAUACUCGUUAUUUAGUGCUUUAUGCAAAGAAAUACGCCGUUUACAAUCUCGUUCGGUCAGUCUUGUAGAAGCAUUAGACUUAUUGAGCACAGGGAGUUACAAUUCAGAAAGGCUUGAUCAUAUUAAAAAUUUAGUAUUUUCUUCAAACCAAACAAAAAAGUAAGUAGAAAAUCUUAAAGCUUUUAAUUAUGGUGAAACUUCUGGCGUAACGAAGUAGCUGAUAAGUUCUUUCGAAAUUUAUAAACACACUAAAAAUAGUUUAUAAAAACUAACACAGAACAGUUUGAAAUACUUUUAUGUUCAGGAUUGUCAGUCCACAGUGCCACAGUGGAUUGUAUCUCGGAUAUUUCAGUAUACUGACAAACAAAAUCCACACUUAAAUUUGGUCAGUUCUUCAAAAAAAGUGAAUUUUCGCCUAGACGAUUAACUUCUGCUUUUCACUAAUACCCUAUAUAAGGCCUCAGUAAUUAUAUACAAGUUAUAAUGUUUAUUUUAGUAAUUUACACAUAUUUGCCUUGUAUCAAAUUGACAGUACAUACACCAUAAAUUGGAAGAACAUGCCUUUGAACAAUGUCGGCACUAAUAUCAAAAGGAAUAUGGAUACAAGACCAUUUAACACUGUUCGAUCUAUCAAACAGCGUAAUAACGGAACUGUAUCAUCGAAUGCCCAUUCACCUAAAAGGAUGUCAGGUGUUUCCGUAGCUUCUCGUCAUAGUAAACAUGUAACAAUCAGUGAUAAUCGCAGGCAAAGAAUUUCAUCAUACAAAAAUUAUUCUGAUGGUAAUUCUAAACAUUUGUUAGUACACGAAUCAGUUAAUGAAAAAGCAGUUUAUCCUAACCCACCCACUAGUUUACAAGUAGAAAAUUCAGUCCCACCAUUGCAACAGCGACAUGAACAACAACAAGAUCUAGUGCAAGAAGAAAAAGAAGAAUGUCUACACCAACUACAAGAACAACAGCUCUUUUAUCAUUAUAAUUUACCGAUUUCUUUUAGUCCACGUGUACAACGCCGCCCAGUUUCGUUUUAUUUAAGUCGAAAUAUAGAUAAAUUUGUAAAAUUGCCAAUUCCAGAAGCUGAUGAAGAAGAGCAAACUGACGAUGACGAAGAAAACAUUAGUGAAGUAGUGGAUGAAGAUGAUGACGAGGAAGAGCAGUACGAGGAAAAGAAUGAAAACGUAGAAGAAGUACAAGAUAAAAAUAAAGAGCAUUAUAAUAAUCAUAUUGGGUCCCAUAACCAUGAAGGGAUUGGGGUAGAAACAUCCUAAGAAACAAACAUUGUAUUAAUCAGUAAUCAGUCUUGACCGCAAAUAUAUUUUCUCAAACUUUUAUUUGUAAAAUUCGUUCAUAAUUGAAUAUUAAUAUAAUACUCAAUCAUUUUGUAUCAACCAAACUUAAGACCUAAUAACCUGUGUACAAUAAACUCACAUUCCUUUUUAUUACAUUGUAACAUUAAUGUAUUAUUUACAAGCCACUUUACGUCUAUAUUAAUCAAAACCUUACUGUAAUAACCAAAUAUUACGUGAAUCGAACAAAAAAGGCUGUGUAUAUGAACAAUAAAACACAAUUCUGUUUUCAUAUUACAUACAUGUAAACAAAUGAGUUCUAUGUCUUCACCAUCUGUACCACUCUCAGAAUUCUCAAUAUACAGAAAUUCCUUUCAUCUCUUGAGUUUCAAUUGUUUAUAGAGCUCAUUCAGAAGAUGUAACUAUUUUUUUAUCUACUAAUUACUUCAUAUUCUUCAUUCAUUCUUCCCUUAUUUUAGAUUUUAUUCUGUGCCCACUAAUGCACACAUUGAUUUCAAUGAUUUACUCCUAUUUCUUAUGUCCAAGAUUUAUUUUUCUCUGAAUCCUUACUUUAUCCUAACACUUUUUGCUCACUUCCUGGUCGACAGUAAUUCUUUUUCUAUAUGUUGUACAAAUAAAAAAACACUGUCAUUAAACACAAUUUAUCGUGUCUUAGACAGUAAGCUCAAUAGUUAUUAAUUCAUAAUUAUAUAAAUAUACAUAUUUUCUAAAUAUACUGUUACUAAAUUA